Molecule: messenger RNA, 849 nt
Organism: Brettanomyces nanus
Lineage: Eukaryota; Fungi; Ascomycota; Pichiomycetes; Pichiales; Pichiaceae
Exons: 1
Coding region: 1-849 (282 amino acids)
Biological process (GO): transcription elongation by RNA polymerase II
Cellular component (GO): nucleus; elongin complex
Source: RefSeq, a predicted model, not a curated record
AUGACGGAACGACGAGCGGGAGCAUUGCCAUUAGUGAAUUUAGCUCGGCUCAGGUGCUUGCAGAACUCUCAUCUAAUUAACGAUAUAGGAUGCACUCCAUACCAUCUCAUUGAGCCUAUACUUAAGAAAAAAACUGCCAAAUCACUUCACAUCAUCGAAGAGCACUCUCCUCAAAUCCUUCCUUACUCGGAUCCACUUUGGAGAUCUCUUAUACAAAGGGAUUUCUUUGAUAGACCUCUUGAGCAGUAUCAGGUGAAGAAUGGUAAGAGAUCCAGCGUCCCUGCAAGAGAUCUCUACGAAAAGUACGCAGAAGAGAGAGAGUUACAACGGAAACAGGCUACAAUGACCUUUAAGCAGCUUACAAGAACUUUAAACAUGCGCAAAAAUAAGCGUAAAGUGAAAACCCUCGAUCACGUGAUUCAUUCUUCUCGAGGACCUCGCGGGACUUUACAAUUACAGCAUUCUCAGCAGCACUCUUCUGUUUUCAAGAGUUCGCUAUUGGAAAAGGCUCGGCAUCAGAAUAAGAUUCGGAGUCAGUUUUUAUCUGAAGGAAAAAGAGUAUCAAAUCUAUCGAUAAAAACGAAGCAACCUCAAAUAACGACGGGUGACAAAAUUGUUAGAUCACGUGCCUCGUCGCAUGUGCCGUCUUUAUUAUCAUAUCCUAAGAUGGUGACCAAGCAAGGCUUUAUCAGGACUCCCCGUGUAAUGCUGAGUGCUAUAAGAGUAUCUUCUCCACCUGUUAAGCGUAGAAUCGAUAUUUCAACUAAGGGUAACUCGAAGCGCCCUAAACCUUCACCAGAGCUCGGCAGACAUACCAGUUCCAACGUAUAUAUUUAUGACGCCAAAUAG